AGUUAUUCUCUCCCUUCAUUCCACUAACCUAGUACGUCUUGAUAUUAUGUUGAAUUAAUGACUAUCGCCCUGGUUCCUGUGACUCAUCAUUGUGUGCUCUAUCUCCGAUCUAAAAUUCCCGAUACGCGAAUUUGACUAGACGGUCGUCUUGCGAACAAUGAUAAUGAGUGCCUAACCAUUCAGUGGUCUGUGACGUGACUCUAUUCAUAUAUUCGUCGGGAGACACCACGCGGGCUUCCAUUCAAGAGUGCUCGAACCCGGUCUUGUUAAAAUUAUUGUGUGUUAAACUGUAAAUGUUGUGCUAAGUGGAUUGCCUUGCGCCGUGGUGUGACAGCAGUGACCAGAAUAUAAUGGGAUGACAGCAAAUACGGAUUCAUGGAAAAGGUUUGGCGUCGAGUCGGUCUCCAUUCCUCCCGCAAGAAAAGGGAUGGAAGUGGGACUAGCAGGGAAGUGACGUCAUCGGCUCCGCAAGAAGCCGAGUACCAGAACAUCCAUACAUUAAGAACAGCUGAUUUGAUACGUCAGCGUCAGGGAGAGGAGAAGUCGACGCUUCGUUCGUCGUAUAUUAUACGGAACGGUGACAAUUUUAUUCUCGUCGAGAGACGCAGACGUAGGCGUCGAAGGAGUGGAACCAGGGCAUCAUCAGGCGGGCGGCAUCAUACUCCUCCCGUUGAGGAGACGAACACCCGUACCGAACAAAAGCGCCGCCCACCCGCCAAGUUGAAAAUAUUUGGCAUUCAAUGGCCUUUACAUUCAAGUGAUUCGAGGCACACUUCGAUCACCCGCCGUUUCUGCCGCGGGCGGCGGUCGCGCGAGGACAACGAACUUUACCGUUCGAACAGUUUCAAGUUCGAGAGGUUCGCCCGCGAACCGCCGGCGGAAGAGUUCACCACUAGCUCACAGGCUGCGUUGUGUGCAGACUACAGCGUUCCCGUUGACUGCGUGUCCGCUGGCCCUGCGCCCCGUCCGAGCUCCUUCCACGAGAUAUCCGCUCCUAAAGUUGAAUUUCUAGAGGCAUAUUGCACACCUCGAGACACAGCGCGCAGAUCUCCACAACACAAGCGUCGCUCUCGAGAACCACGUCGUUCACCUGACACCAGAUGGCGAAACGAUUCCCGUAGACAAAACUACGAUUUUGAAAGACGACCAUACGAAUACGAAUCAAGGAGAUACUUUGGAAGGGAAUACGACGCAGAUUCAGGAAGGCGGCCAUUUGACGCUGAGUCAGCGCGAAGGCGCGCGGAUUACGAAUCAGCCAGAAGGACAGACUUUGAUUUGUCAGCUCCUGAAUCGCGUAGAAGAAGUCCUGAGAGCGCGCCCGAAGGUUCUGCAGACUCCCCACCAGAGCCAGCGCCUUCUGCUCCUUUGAGACAGGAACGACAGUCGAGACAUCGGUCACAGCAAUAUUACGAGUCUGAAUCAUCUACAGACGACCGGUCGUCCUCAACAGAAGAAGAAGAGGAAGAAGACGAGUUCGGUGAAUUCGAUCCAUUUGCAACAGCACCGUCCUUGCAUUCGCCUGACAGUGGACGUUCUGAUCCACGUUACGCAAACGCUCCUCGCAGAAAUCCCAGUCCAUAUUAUUACGGCGAUUUGUUUAAAACUGCACCGCCCCCACCUGCACCUUCAGCCCCAGCAGCAUCCUCGACGUCAUCUUCACGAGGAACGCGCUACAGAAAAUCGGCUAGUCUUGACGCCCCACACGUUGCUCAAAGACCAAACCUGCCAAAACGCUUUUCAGUGGCUGAAGAUGGCUUUCGUGAGCUAGAGCGAUCGUCAUCUUCGUCUGGAGAGAGCGCGUGGAUGCCGCCGAGGCGUCGUGGGCGCGACGCGGCCGGCUGCGCGUGCGCCGCGCCCGAAGAUGUAGACGAGCACCGUCCAUCUCGUAGCGUAUUUUAUGUGCCGGCGCCUUUGCCACGCUGGCCACAAGAGAUGACCACUCGACAGAUAUAUGAGACCGCUUUUGACUGCAAAAUCGCACGCUCCGACGAUGAUUUGGAUGAUUUUGACCGCGUUAGUAAUCAUCCGGCCUUGUUACAAGCCGAAGAGCGUAAAGUUAUAUCAUCAGCAGCAUCAGCUUUUGAAGCAGUUGAGCGGAGUGAACCAGACUACAAAGGACGCCGCAAGGUGACUAUGAAAACAGAUAGCGUUCGGCGCUCAAAGAUACCAACUAUCCGACAGAAAAGGGAAAGUGAAAAUAACGCAUUAGCAUUAUCAGAAGACUUAGAAAAAGUUCAUAUAGAUGAUGAAGAGCGAACAGCGUCAACAUCGCAACUUCCUUUCCGCGGCUAUACUCCAUCUCCGCCAUCAACAGCGCCUUUACCCACAAAAUUUCAACAGAAAGAUGGAUCUGCCAUGAAUAGUAUAAAAAGCGCCCCAAAUUUGCCUCAGUCGCAACCAGCUCACCCACGUCUGAAAGACUUAAGAUUACCUGUAAAAUCACUCAGGGCUCGAGACACGCCUACAAGUAGUGACGCUAGUAUGACUGAUGUAAAAGCGUCUGUUUCUACUGAAUUAGAUGUUGGACAACGUCUACGAGAUUCAAGUCGGGAAUCACGUGAUGGUGAUGAUGAAAGAGGGCAAUCAAAGGACGGUAUUUUUUUAGAGAUUAAGGGUCGACCCACUUCCGAUUCAGACACACCAGAGUUGAAUCGGUACACGGGGCCAAAGGGGGUCGGCCCUAUAAUGGAGUUUAAAGGCAGGCCCGGUAUAGCUCGCCCUAGACGAAAGUAUUCGAGCACUGAGAGCAUGGCUACAAGUAGCAGCGGAGGAAGUAUGGAAUCACUAAGAAGUAGCAAUAGUGAAGGUGAUAGAAGCAGCAGUAGCUCUGAUGGUCGACAUUCCUCUUCGCUAAGCUCGCACAGCUCGGAUUCUGGCAACGUUCCUUUUGCUAAAUCACACCAUAUGCAAUUAACGGGGUUUGGGCAUCAUCCGGCUAAACUGCACAUUUUAAGCCCUAUAUCUGAUAAAUCUUCACAAGAACCAGCAUCGGAAACAUCUGACAAUAAUAAGAAUAAUAAUUCACAAAAAGUUUCUCCGGAAGACGUAGAUACGGGAAAUACUACGAUCCAAACAACUGUAGAAAUUGUUCAGAAACCUAAACGUCGUGCAUUACAAAAUAGGAAUUUAUUGAACCUUACUUUUAGACAUUCAACACCAGGUGAUACAGAGAUUCAAGGGUCGGAUAGUGGUAUAUCAAUACACUCUAGAGAGGGUGUUGAUUCCAGGAAUGCUUUCAUAAAUUUUAAGAACAGCAAUACUGAGGAAGCACGUAAAGAUGAAGACGUGGAUCUUUCAGAUCUACCAUUUGAUAUGCCAAAACUUCGUAGACGACGGGCUGAGGCUGAAGUUGAUCUACGAACCUUGCCAUUUGAUAUGCCAAAACUGCGAAGAAAGUUACGCGGCCAGUCCCUACAGUUAAAUAAUGAUUUCGGCGAAGCUAUAUCUAACGCUUCAUCGAGUCAAAGCGUACAAGACGUAAAUCAAGAUAAGCAUCGUGAGAAGCUUACAUUAAAUUUCAACAGUGGCAGCAGUGGAUCAAGCGGUUCUAAGGGAUUGCACUUAAACUUGGGACCCAUAGCACCACCACGAGAUUUAGUUGAUGCGUCUCUUCCACUUGACCGACAAGGGUGGUAUCAUGGAACGUUGUCGCGCAUAGAAGCUGAAAGUUUGCUCAGAGAUGCAGAGGAAGGAGCUUUCUUGGUUAGGAAUAGCGAAUCUGCUAAACACGAUUACUCGCUUAGUUUGAAGUCUACCCGUGGUUUUAUGCACAUGCGUAUAUGUCGUGGAGGUGAUGGAUAUACUUUGGGAGGGGCCUCGACUGCAUUUCCCACAGUGCCUGCUUUAAUGAGACAUUAUGUUACGGCUCAAAGGCUGCCGGUCAGGGGCGCGGAACAUAUGGCUCUGUCGACUCCACUGCCUGCCGUCAUGCUUUGAAAACAGAAGGAGACUGUGGACAUCGUCCACCGUGUUUCUUCUGACACGCAAUCGACUUAUUGGCGAUUGCUUGAGUCGCUUGAGUUCAUCUUGCCAAAGCCUGGAGAAUUGAAAGCCUUCGGGUUGGAGGAGGAAAAAUCGCCAAUGAUUUUAUUUGCGUCCGCUAUCAGGUUUCAGUUAGCAUCGCAUUCAGACGGGUGUAAAUAUUGAAGCAAGUUUUCGUUUAGAAAUUUUUGAUACAUUAGCAAUUGUAUGUGUAUCUCUGUAUAGUUUUAGCGUCCAGUGAAUAAUACCAAAGAGUUUUAGGAUAUGUUUAGCUAUUUUAAGGGGCUUUUGUAUUUUAACCGCUCGGAUUACACUCUUUCUUAUUAUGCUAGUCCAUACACCGCAGCAACCUGUAUUCUUAAAUAAUUUAUUAGUGAAUGUAAUCGACUUAUUUAUUUCAUAUUCAUAUUAUUAUAGUUAUUAUCAGAACGUUGUUUUGUUAUCGCUUGCUAUUAAUUCAUUACAAUCAUACUAAGAUGUGUAAACAUCCAUUUAUGUGUUUAUUUAUUGACGUAAGUGAUAAGUUCGUGAUGUAACCACAAGCAAAUUUAUGUAUUUUUAUGUGUUUUAUGUACAUAAUUUGGGGCCUAAUUAUAUUACUGGGCUUGGUUUGGCGGGUUCGAUAAAUAAGUACCGUUCAUGCACAAAAAUCAGAACAAUAUCUGAUUUACACUAACUGAAAACAAUAUAGUCCACAUAGUCCGUUCGUUGACUUAAAUAGUAUUAAAGUGGUAGUGAUUCAUCGUUUUCAAGGCGGUCACGAAUACCGUAUCGAUUUUAAGCAAGGUACAAACUGGUACACGCAUUGUGACAGACCUUUAACUAUUUAUACCGUAAUAGACUAAGGAAUUUUCAUUUUUGCACCGUAGUUAUUAACUAGUUUUUCAUCCACGAAAUAAAAUAUUGAGCUUAGAUUAAGAAUACAACUAAAAUACAUCGUUUAAUUUAUUCAUUGCAAAUCCUUUGAGACGCCAGAUUGCAAUUCUCCGAAGAAUACGUCGCAGUCACAACCAAUCAUCGCCAUACUUGAUGUCACGAUAUACAGAAGUAACGGUGGGCGUUAUAAUUAUAUAAAAAAUAACCGUAGUUAUCUGUUAUGGCACAUAAUGUAUGCGUAAGUAAGAUCAUAGAAAGAUUGCACAUGUUAUGUAACAGUCACUUUGACUUAUUUAUAUUUUUUGUUACAUUAGAUGUAAGUAGAAAUACCUAUUUAUGGGCCUUGUGUUAUGAGGUUUUCAUUUGGAAAAUAUGGUCCAAUUCAGAUACUUCAUUGUCGCAUUUAAGGUUAGAAAAAUAAUUUGUUUAGAUAUUAAAAUAAUUAAUUUUCUGUGAUUUAGUUUGAUAUAAUGUUUGUAAACGCCAAAAACUGAAAUAAAUCUAUGUGUACGCAUGUAAUAUGAGUUAUUUCAAUGAAUUCUUAAAUUGAUUCAGAGGUUUAAUCAAUAAGAAAUGCAACGUGAUCUCAAAAUCUUCCUCUACUGUUCAGUUACCUUAGAUUUAAUUUUGAUUAAUUUGUACCUGAUUUUGACUAACACUUGUUUGAGACUUAAAAUACGUUUUAACAAUUUUGUUACGUGUAUAACAAUAUAUUUAGGUGUAAUAGUAGUUUUAUAUGGGAACGAGCGAAUUUUUAUGUAUGUGAGACAUUUUAAUAUGUACUAAACCACCGCAAAGCAGCUUCUGCAAGCGUGCAACUAAUUUUAAUAUUUAAUGUACGAUUUUAUUACUAAGCAACUGCGUAGGCGAUGUACAAUAAAAAUUAAUGCGUUUUCCAUGUUCCAAACUGGAAAACCUAACUAUAUGGAUUGCAAAUAAACAUUAACAAAUUCUAUAAUGACAAUUUAAAUAGACUACAUAUCAAGUAUUUUUCUUAGAAUUUGUUAAAUUACCAUCUUACAGAGUACUUUUUCAUAAUAUUAUGUUUACCACCAAAGCUCGAUUGAAACAUAAAAAUUCUGUUCAUCAUUCAGAACAAGAGUUAUUCUUUUAAACUUGAAUGAAUAAUAAUUUAUUAUUGUAUAUCGCAUACAAUUAUCCGUUUAAUAUUUAACGUAGUAAGUAUGUAAUGGAAUGUAAUGAUAGCGUGGAAAUUUCUGGAAGUCUUAAAACGUGUCAAAAUUUUUCAUAAAACGAUAGGUUUUGGUCAAAUGUUAGGUAAUGUUAUAGCUUAUCGUAGUUAUAAUCAAAUAUAAUUUUGAAGGUGUAGUUUGAAAUAAAUGACGUAAUAAAAGUCUUGAAAAAUA
Colias croceus (clouded yellow) is the source of this 6224-nucleotide messenger RNA. It is a transcript of the gene hwt, whose product is annotated as serine/arginine repetitive matrix protein 1. The record is from RefSeq and is a predicted model, not a curated record. Gene Ontology annotation, molecular function: phosphotyrosine residue binding. Lineage: Eukaryota; Metazoa; Arthropoda; Insecta; Lepidoptera; Pieridae. The transcript has 8 exons. The coding region runs from base 376 to 3936 and encodes 1186 amino acids.